Messenger RNA from Andrographis paniculata, 1165 nucleotides. RefSeq names its product cyclase-like protein 2. The transcript is spliced from 6 exons. Bases 201 to 1013 code for a protein of 270 amino acids. The record is from RefSeq and is a predicted model, not a curated record. NCBI's taxonomy places the organism in Eukaryota, Viridiplantae, Streptophyta, Magnoliopsida, Lamiales, Acanthaceae. Gene Ontology annotation, molecular function: arylformamidase activity.
AACCCUGACAAGGUUUUGGGUUGGAUUCUGCGUCGAAAGCCCAAACGAGGUUUUGGGAUAAACCCAAUUGUGGAGGAACAGAGAAGCCCUAAUUAGGGUUCAAUUUGGAAUUUGGGUAAAAAAAUUGGUUGAAUUUGCGAUGGGUUUCUUUUUACUCGGUAAGUCAAAUUAGGUUUCAGCUCCCUCCCACGAAAUCGGCGAUGGCGACGGCGACGGCGACGGUGCUAUACUUUCUGCUAACGUGCGCAGUGCAGUCAGUGCUCUCCUCGUUGGAAUCGGCAUAUCCUUCCCCUUAUGGCCUGGAUGCAUCCUGCGGCGCCGAUGACCUAAUUCCCGUCCGUCGGGAGGUGUACGGAGGCGGCCGGAUAAUCGACAUCAGCCACCAGUACCACUCGGAGAUGCCAUCGUGGGAAUCUUCCGACGGGCUCGGCCACUUCCUGUGGCUCGAUAAGAGCAUGAAGAACGGCUCGCUCGCGAACAACUCGGAGAUGAAGAUCCCGACGCACACCGGCACACAUGUCGACGCGCCGGGACACGUGUUCGACCACUACUUCGACGCUGGCUAUGAUGUCGACACACUCGACCUUGAGGUUCUCAACGGUCCUGCACUGCUAGUAGAUGUUCCGAGGGACAAGAAUAUUACCGCUGAUGUUAUGAAGUCCUUAAACAUUCCUAAGGGAGUUCGGAGAGUACUUUUCAGGACAUUAAAUACAGACAGACGUCUCAUGUUCAAGAAGGAAUUCGACACAAGUUAUGUGGGAUUCAUGAAAGACGGCGCCCAAUGGCUAGUAGACAACACUGAUAUCAAACUUGUCGGAACCGAUUACCUAUCCGUUGCUGCUUUUGAUGAUUUAAUUGCGGCGCACCUUGUUUUUCUUAAAGGCAAGGAGACCAUCUUGGUCGAAGGGCUGAAGCUCGAUGAUGUGCAACCGGGAGCCUACAACGUGCAUUGCUUGCCUUUACGGCUUGUUGGUGCUGAGGGAUCGCCGAUUAGAUGCAUCCUGAUCAAGUGAUGCUCCUGCGUACUCUGUUCUUAUGUUUAGUUUUAUUUGCCGUAAGAUGGCACACGAGCCGGGGUGUAUUAUGGGAUCUGUUUAGUAAUCUUUGUGAUUGGAAGUUCGGUUUUAUUGUUUGGAAUAAUACGGUGUGGCGUGGUCUCUGGUUA